GAAAGGGUGGUGUGUGUGCGAGGGCAAGUGGGGAGGGGGACUCAGCUCAGGACAGGGAGGCCCUGCUCGCAGGUCCCGGGGUCCCGGUGGCAGCCGGAGCGCUUGGUCCGCUGGCAGCGGGCCGGUAUUCCCCUCUCCGCCCCCACCCCGCGCGUGCGCGCCCCGGCCCCUCCCUCUGCCACCCCCCUCGGCUCCCGCGCGGCGGCGGCGGUUCCUCUCCCCCUCCCCCCAGCCCUGGCUCCGGGGGACCCCGCGAUGCCGGUCCGCACCGAGUGUCCCCCGCCGGCCGGUGCCUCGGCCGCCUCCGCGGCCUCGCUCAUCCCGCCGCCGCCCAUCAACACCCAGCAGCCCGGCGUGGCCACCAGCCUGCUCUACAGCGGCUCCAAGUUCCGCGGCCACCAGAAGAGCAAGGGGAACUCGUACGACGUAGAGGUGGUGCUGCAGCAUGUGGACACGGGGAACUCUUACCUUUGUGGAUACCUGAAGAUAAAAGGCCUUACGGAGGAGUAUCCAACCCUUACGACCUUCUUUGAAGGAGAAAUAAUCAGCAAAAAACACCCUUUCUUAACACGGAAGUGGGACGCAGACGAAGACGUUGAUCGGAAACACUGGGGCAAGUUUCUGGCUUUUUAUCAGUAUGCAAAAUCAUUUAAUUCAGAUGACUUUGAUUAUGAAGAGCUGAAGAAUGGGGAUUAUGUCUUCAUGAGGUGGAAGGAACAGUUCCUGGUCCCGGACCACACGAUCAAAGACAUCAGCGGGGCUUCCUUUGCUGGAUUCUAUUACAUCUGCUUCCAGAAGUCGGCAGCCUCCAUAGAGGGCUACUAUUACCAUAGGAGUUCAGAAUGGUAUCAGUCGCUCAAUCUAACUCAUGUUCCUGAACACAGCGCACCCAUCUACGAAUUCCGGUGACAGUGGUUCAGAGCAGGAACCAAAUAAAACUGAACUUGGCAAAAAAAAAA
Messenger RNA from Ailuropoda melanoleuca (giant panda), 959 nucleotides. It is a transcript of the gene GID4, whose product is annotated as GID complex subunit 4 homolog. The transcript is spliced from 6 exons. Gene Ontology annotation, cellular component: GID complex. The coding region runs from base 256 to 909 and encodes 217 amino acids. The record is from RefSeq and is a predicted model, not a curated record. NCBI's taxonomy places the organism in Eukaryota, Metazoa, Chordata, Mammalia, Carnivora, Ursidae. Gene Ontology annotation, biological process: protein catabolic process in the vacuole; negative regulation of gluconeogenesis; protein targeting to vacuole.